UUUGUCUUGUGAUGUUAAAGGAGGAUAUUUCGAUUGCUGAAAUUUUUGAAGAUCAACUAUCAUUGUACUGAUCAAGUUACUAUUCUCAAUUUCUCUUUGAUCUACUUGAAAUAAAAUGAGUAGACUUAAGUUUGUACUAUUUGCGCAUCGAUUAUUAUCUCCGACAUACAUUGUUGAUCGUACCCUUCACAUUCCAGCUCAUUUAUUUGUAAAUAAGAUUAAUGUUUUCUCGACACAAAUAAAACGAUUUGCCGGUCAUGCUCAUUGGCAAAAUGUGAAACAUAUCAAAGAAGCUGGUGAUCGUGAAAAAUCUCAAACUGCACUAUACUAUGUUAAGGCUGUACAGAAAGCAAUUAGAGAAGGUGGAGGAAUUCGUGAUCCAAAGAAAAACUCAAAAUUAGCUGCAGUUUUAGCUGAGGCUAAAUCAAAAUCUGUCCCUUUUUCUACCUUGGAAAAACAAUUAAGUACGGAUAAUCAAAUUGAACCGUAUAUAAUCGAAAUAAAGGCUCCAGGUGGAUUAUUUGUAAUUGUAGAAAGUCGAGCUAAACACGUUGCCAAUGAGCGUCAACGUGUCUGUUCUAUCGCAAAAAAAUAUGGUUUCUCUCUUGUUCCUGCUGGUGAUAUAGCCGACAAAUUCUUCGAUCAUAUUGGUUUAAUCACUGUCUCUGCUAAAUCUAGUAAGCAGUUAUUAGAUUUAGAUGCGGCAACUAAUUUGGGCAUUGAAAUCGGAGCGAAAGAAGUUGAAUUGAGUUCUAGUGAAGAUCAAAAUUAUCUUUUUCAUUGUGAAGUAAAUGAAAUUGAAAAUUUACGUCAAUCACUUGAAACUAUACAUCAUAUUCCAGUUAUCGAUACACAAGAUAUAUAUUCUCCUAAAAUAUAUGUUCCUAUUCAUCAAGAAGUACGUCAAACAUUAGAUGAAAUGUAUGAAAAAAUAAAAACUUCACUUGAAUAUGUUGAUAGAAUAUUUGAUAAUGUAAUCAUUGAUAAUAAUAAAAAAUGAAUAAAUAUUUAUGUGGAUGGAGUUUUAUUCUCUGAGCUGGAUAGUUUGAUCGCGGAGCUUUCAUCCUUCUUCUGAACAACAUCAUCAUCAGCAGCAGCACAAACUCCAAACAGAAGUCCUUCUGAAGUUUGUGCUGCUGCUGAUGAUGUUGUUCAGAAGAACGAUGAAAGCUCCACAACCAAAUCAUCCACCUGAGUUACAAAUCUUCCCCACUAUCUCAAAUAUUUAUGUAACUAUGUGAAAAAUCGAUCGAAAUCUAUAAAUUAACACCUUUUCCUAUGAAUAAAACUUUUAUACAAUAAAAAAAGGAUACUUUAUAUAUUUAUACAACAUUUUGUAUUAUACUUAUUUCUAAUUAUAUUUUAAAGGAAAAACAAACUUGAACCAGAUUGCCAAGUGAAAAAUUGAAUUGACUUGAAAUUCUUUCGUUGAGAUUAUAAAAAUACAACAUUGUUCUUAUUUAGAGUUGAAAAAUUUUUCAUGACUUUCUCUCUUCUUUGUACAUUUAUGUCAUUUAUAUUAAACAUAGAAUCAAAUAAAUAUCCUUAG
Schistosoma spindalis is the source of this 1549-nucleotide messenger RNA. The record is from the annotation of a GenBank genome assembly. NCBI's taxonomy places the organism in Eukaryota, Metazoa, Platyhelminthes, Trematoda, Strigeidida, Schistosomatidae.